Molecule: messenger RNA, 717 nt
Organism: Rotaria sp. Silwood2
Lineage: Eukaryota; Metazoa; Rotifera; Eurotatoria; Philodinida; Philodinidae
Source: the annotation of a GenBank genome assembly
AUGCCUGUCGUAACUCGUGCUGCAGCAUUACGGUCCAAGAUAAUUGGUGUUUCAGACGCUUCACAUGAUAAAGCAGCAUUACCUGCGACAUCCGUGUCAAAAUCUACUGCUAAAACUACUAGUACAUGUGGAUUAAAACAGAAACAGAAAGAAAGAGCAGCAGAUUCAACAAUAAAUUGCAGUAAACCCGAAACAUGCUUUGAAUCACAACAACAAUCGUCAAUUUCGAAAACUGAAUCUGUUCUUCAAGCUAAUGUUAAUUCAGAUGAUGAAGAAACAGCAACAUUGUUACCAUCACCUGAUCAAACUGCUGCAACGUUUGUUACAAAAUCACCAAAAUCAUCAACAGAAAAUAGUGAUCACUUUAUAGUUUCAUUAGAUUCAUCAAAUAAUGAUGAUAUGGCUGUGUCGGAAGGUGAUGCUGAUACUUUCAUACAUGAACCAGUAGUUAAAGGAGAAAUAACAACAGGUACUUCAACUCGAAAUGGUAAAAUGAUCUUCAUGAAUGGAUUUAGUUAUUUGUAUAUGAGCACAGCAAAAGAAACAAUUGGCUGGCGUUGUAUCAGACGAAAUGUAAAUUGUAGAGCAGUGAUACAUACAUUAAAAACAACAGGUGAAUUUAGCCGUUGGAAUGGUGUAUUUCAUUCUCAUACAUUUGAUCCAAAUGAAACACGUAAACGAGAAAUUUUGGGUACCAUCAAAAAGAGUCUUGGAUGA